CUACUUGCACGACUCGAGGGCAGAAGCUGUCUGAAGAAUCUUGAACCUUAUCUCUUUGCUGAGGAAGGAUCUCCUGUGCAUGGAGAUGUCAUUGAAUUCCAUGGUCCAGAAGGAACAGGAAAAACAGAAAUGCUUUAUCACCUGCUAGCUCGCUGCAUCAUUCCAAAAUCAGGAGGAGGACUGGAAGUAGAAGUCAUGUUCAUCGAUACAGACUACCAUUUUGACAUGCUCCGCCUAGUCACCAUCCUGGAGAACAGAUUGGCGCAGAGGACGGAAGAAAUGAUAAAGCGAUGCCUGGGAAGGCUUUUUCUGGUGAACUGCAGUAGUAGCACUCAGUUACUCCUCACUCUCUACUCUUUAGAAAACCUGUUUUGCACUCACCCCUCUCUCUGCCUUUUGAUCGUAGAUAGCAUAUCUGCUUUUUACUGGAUAGACAGAAGCAAUGGCGGGGAGAGUCUUAACUUGCAGGAGAUGAAUCUGAGGAAGUGUGUGAACUUUCUGGAAAAGCUAGUGAGGGAUCAUCACUUAGCCCUCUUCGCGACAACCCAGACACUUAUGCAGAAAUCUACAAACUCUGCAGACAGCUUUUUUCCUUUAAAAUUUCAGCGUGAAAGCGAUACAGACUAUCGACCUUAUCUUUGUAAAUCAUGGCAACAGCUGGUAACCCACAGGAUAUUUUUCUCGAAGCAGUGUAGUUCUGGCAACAGCAAAGGUUUUACAGUCGUUUCUUGCCACCUCAAAAGAAACCAGGUAGUAAAACGUUCAUUUGGCAUUGCAGAAUGUGGAGUUCAGUUUUAACUGAGGUUUGUUUUUUAAUUGUGCAGCAAAUCCUGGUGCUUAAGGCCUGAUUAGGUCUAAGUAGUUUUUAGAACCUUUUUAAACUAAUUGGCUGUUGCUGGAUGAUUAACAAGUUUUGUCACCAUUUUCUUAAAAUUCACUGAAGGGCAGGAAAUGGUAAAACUUUUGAAUUACUGUAGAUGUUCAGUCCAAGCUAGCGAAGAAUGUUGAAAUUACUUGUUUGUGCUUAAUGCAUAAAGAGGUUAAAUCAAGAA
This is a messenger RNA of Eurypyga helias (sunbittern), 1052 nucleotides long. It is a transcript of the gene XRCC2, whose product is annotated as X-ray repair complementing defective repair in Chinese hamster cells 2. NCBI's taxonomy places the organism in Eukaryota, Metazoa, Chordata, Aves, Eurypygiformes, Eurypygidae. Gene Ontology annotation, molecular function: four-way junction DNA binding; ATP-dependent DNA damage sensor activity; ATP binding. Gene Ontology annotation, cellular component: replication fork; Rad51B-Rad51C-Rad51D-XRCC2 complex; centrosome. The transcript has 2 exons. The record is from RefSeq and is a predicted model, not a curated record. Gene Ontology annotation, biological process: DNA strand invasion; double-strand break repair via homologous recombination. The annotation marks the transcript as partial.